GGGUGGAGUCACGUGUCAGCAUUAGGGGGAGUAGCCUCAGCUCUGAUGGAGACAAGGGCCUUUCUAUUUUUAGGGGGACUGGAAUGUGCACAGAGGCCUCAUGGACCAACAACUUGACAACAAAAAACACGGCAUGGUACCCACUAUAAACAUUCACCUUCCACUUUCAGAGGGCUUCAAAGAUACAAAGAGACCUCUAAUAUUGAGUUGGUUCUGUCUCAGCGUGACCUGAUACAGAAGGAGGUACAACACCAUAUAAGAUGUGUUACAAGUUGGCCGAGAUCAGCAUAGAUGCCUCUUUUACGGAUGUCUUACACUAUAAAGAUAAAGAGUCGCUAUCAGCCCUCACCUUGCAACUCAACAACUUGAGAAAGCAGCAAAUUCUCACGGACAUUGUCCUUUGCACAGAGGGUAAGGAGAUCUCCUGCCAUCGGAACGUUCUGGCAUGUAGCAGCGCCUACUUCCAUGCCAUGUUCUGCAGCAACUUUCGAGAGAGACGGCAGGCCCAGGUUGAUAUGCAAGGCAUUCCCUACCAAGUCCUGAACAGCAUUGUAGAAUAUGUUUACACAGGCGGCAUCAGUAUCACCAUGGAGCUCGUUCUCCCUUUGAUGCAGGCUUCUGCCAUGUUACAGUAUGGGAGGAUUUUUGAGGCCUGUUCAGUCUUCCUGCAGGCCCAGCUCAGCCCAGAUAACUGCCUCAGCAUGAUUCGCCUCUCAGAAAUCCUGCACUGUGCCAGCUUACAGGAGAAAGCCAGAGAGAUGGCUGUGAAACGCUUCUCCGAUGUUGUGGAGUCUGAGGAUUUCGGCGAGCUCUCACUGCAGGAGCUGUUGGCCUACCUGGAGGACGACCAAUUGUGUGCCGAGGAGGAGCAAGUGUUUGAGAUCCUGCUGGCCUGGAUCCACCACGACCCGUUUGCCCGCCGAGGUGCCAUCCACGACCUGUUCCGGCGCGUCAGGCUGCGCCACAUCCAUCCGUCCUACCUUUUCCAGUUCAUCGCUAACGACCCACUGGUGCAGGCCUCCUCCCUGUGCACCGGGAUUAUCGAGUCCGUCCGACGCCUCCUCUUUUCAGUUGGCUCCCAUUGCCCAGGUGAGCUGCAACCGCUCUGGGCCACCCCAUGGCGUCACACCUGGAGAGAAGCACUGGUGGUCGUGGGCGGUCGUAAGAACAGCGAAUGCACAUCUCGCGAGGCACUGCUCUAUCACGAACAGUCACAGCGUUGGCAGUCGCUGGCUAAGCUACCCGUACGACUCUACAGGGCCUCCUACGUCUGCAUGCACAGUAUCCUCUACGUGCUUGGGGGGCUGGUGAUGAGAGCAGGAGGACGCAGCACAGCCAGUGCUGCCGUUUAUACUCUCUCCCUCAAAAGGAACCAGUGGAGAGUGGCAGAGGCCAUGCUAGCUCCUCGAUUUGCCCAUCAAAGCCUCUCCUAUCUGCACUUCAUCUUCGUUCUAGGUGGGGUCACAGGUGAAAGGCAGAUCUCCAAUGGGGUGGAGAGGUACAACACAAUGUUCAACCAAUGGGAAGUCAUGGCUCCAAUGCCAACUGCAGUCCAGAAUCCUGCUGUGGCAGCAAAUGACAAGAGAAUUUAUGUGUUUGGUGGGGAGGAUGCCAUGCAAAACCCAGUACGAAUGAUACAGGUUUACCAUAUUGGAAGAAAUCUUUGGUGUAAAAUGGAGAACCGGAUGGUGAAGAAUGUUUGUGCCCCCGCUUCAGUUAUUGAUGGCAAAAUAUACAUCAUAGGAGGUUACACAAGAAGAAUGGUGGCCUAUGAUAUUAAGGCAAACAGAUUUGUUAAAUGUGAGAAUAUGAAAGAGAGGAAGAUGCAUCACUCAGCUACUGUCAUCAACAACAUGCUCUAUGUCACUGGAGGCCGUUAUAUCAGUGGCCAUGACGCUGUUGAGGACUCAGACAGCUUCGACUGCUAUGACCCAGUGACAGACACGUGGAUGUCAAAGGGCACCCUUCCAUUUAAACUCUUUGAUCAUGGUUCAGUUUCAAUGGUGUGUGUUUCUGACCAGCCUUUUCCCACAUGAAUGUGACCAUGUUGCCAAUUAAAGCAUGCAGGUGAGAUGUGUUAUCAUAAAAAGCAGAACAAUAUCAGUUCUCUGUAUGCAAACAAAAACAUUUUGAUGACUAUGGUGUAAUAUUUAGACAAGAUUCUGCUGGUUUAAAGGAAUCAUCUACAGUGCUUUGCUAAAUAUAGGCUGGAGUUAAUGAGUAAGAAAGUGUGUAAAUGUUCUAAUGAGAUGUGGAAUUUAGUCACAAUAUUUUUCACAAUGAUUUACAGGAACUGAGGAGCAGAACCUCCUAGAUAUUUGACAAUUCAGUAACAUUUGAUCUUGAAGAAACAAAGUUCACACUUAUAUUAAGCAAGACUGACUUUGGCAAUUGCUGAUUUCAAUUUGUCUUCAGAACUGGCUUUUCCAAUAAGUUGUAGAAGAGGGGCAUGCAUGUAGAGGCAUAUCUCUGCUUAUUUAAACCGAGUAGUUUCAGUACUUUAAGCACUUUUGUACAAACACAUUCCUGUAAUUUCAAGUUCACUGAAUUCUUUUCAAGAUGUUUGU
Messenger RNA from Electrophorus electricus (electric eel), 2567 nucleotides. RefSeq names its product kelch-like family member 38b (gene klhl38b). Gene Ontology annotation, molecular function: protein binding. The record is from RefSeq and is a predicted model, not a curated record. Lineage: Eukaryota; Metazoa; Chordata; Actinopteri; Gymnotiformes; Gymnotidae.